Messenger RNA from Brassica rapa (field mustard), 3446 nucleotides. RefSeq lists its product as uncharacterized. Lineage: Eukaryota; Viridiplantae; Streptophyta; Magnoliopsida; Brassicales; Brassicaceae. The record is from RefSeq and is a predicted model, not a curated record.
CCAAUUUUCAAAAAAAAAAAGGAGGUUAGUUUUGUGUUUGACUUUAAGUUGUAGGUCAAUUUUGCAAAAAUCCCAAAAUAGUAACUACUGAUGAAAUACUUAUAUGAACUUAGUGAUAUUUUUUCCAGUUCUAAAAAUGUUUAAAUCAUAAUUUCAGAUUUUGUUCUACAUAAAGUAUAAUUGACAUUCUAUGAAGUAGAAAAUGAAAUCUACUAUGUUUAGAAUACACAUAGAAAUCGCUCUAAAAUGAAAUCUACACAUAGAGAAUGAAAUCUACUAUGUGAUCUAUGUAAAUAAUAGUACUCUAAAAAUAUUUAGAAUAUACAUUACGCGCUUAAUAUAUCGCUUUAAAAUCUGUAGAAAUUAGAAUCUACAUAUUACUAUAAAUCUAAAACAUGUAGAAAUCAAAAUCUACACAUUACUAUAUAUAAAUCUAAAAACAUGUAAAAAACUAUUUUUACAGAUUUACUUUAAAUUUACAACAUGUAGAAAUUGAAAUCUACACAUUACUAUAAAUCUAAGAACCUGUAGAAACCGAGUUCUACAUAUUUAUUGUAUUAUACAGAUAAGAAUAAUCAGUUUCGAAAAAUACGGAAAGAAAAUAUUUGGAAAUAUUCAGCUUCCAUAUAUGAAAAAAUCAAUUUUCAGAAGAAAAAAAAUAUGGGAAGAAAAUAAUCAUUUUUUAUUUGAGGAUUUUUAAUGUUUUUUUUCUUUUAUUUUAAUUAAUUAAUUUAAUUAUUUAUUAUAUUUUAAUAUUUAGCAAUUGUUUUGUUAAUUGUAAUUUCAAAUUUAUAACUGAAACUUAGAGCAUUAUUGUUAUUUUGAAAAUAAUCAGCUUAAUAGAUAUAAAAUAUAUGAGAUUAGUCUAAUGGAAUAUAAUUACCUUUUUUUGGUUUAGAAAAACAUUUUUUCUAAAUAUUUAGCUGGCAUCAUUUUGAUUUUUUUAGACCUAUGUUAGUAGAAGUGCAGUAUAUAUAUGAUGGCAAUAAGUUCGUUAGGAAGCAAAAAGCUUCAAUCUAUUUCAGUUUCACCACUGUUGACGAAGAACAUCUCUUCUCCCAGUUUCUGCGAUGGAAGUUGUACAAUCGGACCCAGCCCAGGAUCCGGAAACCCGGUACGUUCCACGUUGCUGCUCGUGUUUCCCCACCUUCCGAUCAAGAAGCUCCGCAUACUCCUCCUGGGGAAGAAUUCGGAGCGUUGAUGAUAAUCACAGCGUUGACCGCGGAGACGAUCCACCGUGGUGGAAACGGGCGGCUCUUAAGAUCCGAGAGUGGUCUGAAAUCGUAGCUGGUCCACGUUGGAAGACUUUCAUUCGCCGAUUCAACCGCGAUCCACGUCGCGGCCGCGAUUGGGACGCCAGCGAGAAGUUUCAGUACGAUCCUUUGAGUUACUCUUUAAAUUUCGACGACGACGACGAGGACGACGAGUACGUCGGUUUGGGUGGAUUCCGAAGCUUCUCCACUCGCUACGCUUCCGUUCCGGUCUCCUCAGGAAAAUCUCUGGCGGUUCCGCCGCGUAACGAGGUAUCGAAGAGUUAGUGGGCGCGUGUACGAAACGCGUUUGCGUUACUGGCGGCGGCGACGGAAAGGCUGUCAAGUUCGUUGACUGUCGCGUUAAUUGCGUUUCCUUUAAUUCUGUUUAUAAUAAUUAAAAAUACGAUCAACGUUGAAUUAUUUACUUUUCAUCUUCGAAUUAAUUUUUUCCAGACGUUUUGUUUUGUUUCUUUUUUUGGGGAUACUGAAUUUGAAACGGUUGAUGCAAUGAGGUAAAUUAGCUGUACAGAUAUGUGGAAGUAAUGUUUAAGUUCAUCAUUUGAUUUAAACGAUGAUAAAGUAUUAUAAUUAGUUGUUUGGUAUGAUUUCAGCAUUUUAAUAUUCCACGUUGGCUUUUUAAUGGUGAGGGUUUAGUUUAUCCAUAACCUGUUAAUAAUGAACAAUGAUAAUUGCUGAUUCAUAUGAAACUCAUCAUGUAGUUAUAAGUGUGAAAGCAUUCUCACUACUCAAAAUUUAUGUAUGUGUGACUGUGUCCAUCUCUAUCUACUCAUUCCCUAAUAUUGGAUGUAUGUCACAAAAUUACACAAAAGGCCAUAGUUCGAUUUGAUCAAUCACUGGACCACAAGACAAACAUUCUCACAAAACUGGAAGAAGAUCUGUCAGGAACACUAAACAGUAAACAAUCAAAUCAUAAGCAUCUAUCAUAACAAUAUAACCCUGAGGAGGCUUGUAUUUCAAUUAAAUCGACAAGUGCAUUAUAAAAUCAAAUACGGCCCAUAUUGAUUCAUCGGCCCGCUGCACUUGUUAACUUCAAAUCAAAGUGCGUGAGUUUAACCACUAUUGUGACGUUGUGACACUAGUUUAUUUUUGGAAUCUUAUGAUAUCUAGAGUUGUUGUUGUCCCAAAAAAAAACCUGAUAUCCAGAGUUGCAUGAUUAAGUAGAUGUAUAAUGUAUUUCAAUAUGAAAGGUAUAGUUGAAUAAUAAUUAGUUUCAUUUCAGUAUUCUUUUCACUAAGCAUGUUAUUUGAUUUAUUCUAUGUUUUGUCAAUUUAUUGAAUAUCAGCCACCUAAGAUUUUAUUUAUUUAAAGAGUCUUAAUUUGGAAGUGUUGUUGGUGGGAAUAACUUGUAGUAAAAUACUAAAAACAAUACACCUUUAAACUAAAGAGCAAAAGCCCCGUGGUCCUCUCCUUGUGAACACCUCUCCAGGUAACAUACUUCUGCGUUUCAUAGUUAUGGUGGUUGCGUCGAUGUAGUCGUAGGUAUUACUCUACUCCAAUAAUUAGUUUAUUUUAUAAAAAUAUAUCUUAUAUAUAAUUUGUUAAUCAUUUAUCUACAUUUUUGGUAGAUAUCCUCACACAAGUUUGGCUCCAACUCCCCACUAUAAAUCAUUAUCUAAACACAUAUAAGUAAUAUGCACUUUUACUUUCUAAACCAGAACUUGUACAAGUUGCUAUGAACCUUUGUGAAAAGUUGGAUUUUUUUAUUAAUGGUAGUUGCCAACGAAAUUCUUGUUGGCCGAUAUUACAUUAUUGAGUUAAAAUUCGAUGAUAGUUUUUAUUUAAAAAAAAUAUAGGUCCACAUAAAAGGCCAGUUUAUCCAAAUAUAUUUAAUAAAGGGAAGUUUACUAAAAUGACACAAAGUCAUGGUUUAAUUAUUAGUAAUGGCCAAAUUGUAACUUUGCAUGUUUCAAGAGUUAUUCUAGUUAUUUCAAAAUUAUAUGAAUGAGAAUAUCUAUACUAUACUAAAAGGAGUAUAUAAGCUCCUUUUAGAGUGUCCACAUAGGCACAAAAAAUCGUCCAAUCAGAGAGCUCGAAGUUGCAACGUCAUAUCAUUUAUUUUUUCGUAAAAAAUAAAAAAACAAUGCAAAGGAGAGGAUCGAACCCGGGUUAGUAUGACAUAAAUAUAGGGCAAAUACCACUAAUCCAUUGAAACUUUCUUGAACACAUAUACAA